AAAGAAAGCAAAAAAAAUUGAAAAACGGCAGGAAAACCCACAUUCGUCAUUUUUCUGCUUACUGCAGACGGCAAUUUUUUCGCUAUUAUAUUUAUUUCUUAAUUAAUAGCCGGCGAUAGCUCAAAAUUUAAUAUUUGCAUGAAACAAUUUUAUAGUGAGCAAUUACUGUUCGUAGAUUGCGUGCAAACGAAGGAAAAAAUAUAAUCCGGGAACGUUAAAUAAGAAGCCAAGCGUUAAAAUAUGUCUAAAAUGGAGUUACGUACACGUUCUAAAUCAAGCCUUGCACGGGGUUGUUUAAACGCUUUCUCAAUAUAUUUGGUUAUAUUUUCAACAUUUACUGCGUUCACCGCUUUAAUGGCACAUGUUGAUGAAUUGGAUUUGGACGAAGAUUUAGUAACACAGACAAAUCCUUUGGUAGAGUUGAAUGAAGAUAAUUGGCAGUUAAUGCUACGCGGCGAAUGGAUGGUAGAAUUCUUUGCUCCGUGGUGCCCAGCCUGUAAAAAUCUCGCACCAACAUGGGAACGUUAUGCCAAAACUGCAAAGGAGUUGCGUGUAAGUGUGGCCAAAAUCGACGUUACCACAUCACCUUCCUUAAGUGGGCGUUUCUUUGUUACCGCUCUACCAACCAUUUAUCACGUUAAAGAAGGCGAAUUUCGUCAAUAUCGUGGUUCACGUGAUGGCGACGCUUUAAUGCUGUUCCUGAAACAAAAACAAUGGCAGAAAAUCGAACCAAUUUCAGCAUGGAAGAAACCUGACACCAUACACAUGUCUAUACUAUCGUAUUUCUUUAAAUUAUCACACACUUUGAAGGAUUUCAAUGUACGUCUCCAGGAGGAAUACGGUCUGCCAACUUGGGGUUCAUAUGCGCUCUUCGCCAUUGGUACGAUAUUUGUUGGCGCCGCUUUGGGUUUGUUGCUCGUUUGUGUUGUCGACUUUUUGUAUCCACCAAAGAAAUCGCAACGUCAAAGCUUCUCCGAAUUCAAAGAAAAGUCUGCUGGUACAGAUGGCAUUGAAGAUUUAGCUGCAGAUGAAAUUGAGGACGAAAACGAUUUGGCCGAUGAGCAGGAUGAUGAUGAUGAGGAGGAUGACGAUGAUGAUAACAAUGAUGAACAGGAUGAUGAAAAUGGCGCUGAUGUGGAGGAAGAUGAUGCGGCUGGUACUUCGGAAGGUGAGAAAAAUUCAAAUGCGAGUGAAUCAGAGGAACCAGAAAGUGAGAAGGAUAUCAAGAAAUCGGCUGGCGAUGGUAAUACACAGAAACAGUCACUGAUUGAGAAGGAGAAAAAGAAUACGAGCAGCACUAGUCCGGCUGAGGUGCGUAAACGCAAACCACGAAAAGACGAUUAAGACUUGCAGAUUUGCACAGUUGAAAACUUAAAAAACAAAAAUUAACAAGAAAAAAACAAUAAUACAUUUUUAAAUAUACAAAUAUUCACAUAAAAUUUAUUUAACGUUCAGAGUUUGCACUCUGCCACUUAUAUUGCGCAAUUUGCACGCCUCCAUUUUGGCUAUAAUAUUCUUUUGUAUUUAAUUUAGUUAUUCAAUUUGUGUAUUGUGCUGAAUUGAAAGAAAAAUCGUGCAAUGAAUGAAAUAGCUGAACUUACAAGAUACAAUUUAUAACAUUGAAAGUAACUAUUUUAUUAAUCAAAAAAGCAAAAACAAAAUAGUACGAAAUAACUGCUCAGCAUACACUGAUUAUGCCCAUACAAAACUAUAACUGUAUAUCACAUUGGUGUAUUAUUGCAUUGAGGUUUAAUUAACAAACUUAUAUAAAUUACAUUUAUUGCUAAUACAACAACGCACAACUGUUAAUUGCAAACUUCACAAACAUAAAUAUUAUUGACUUUUUAAUUAAAUUAACUUAAAACACAUUUGCCGCUUUUAGUUUUUUCUUUUUUUUUUUUUGUUACCGUCGCAGCCAACAAAUUGUGCGUAAAUAUGAAAUACAAAUUUGCCUUAUUUAAAUGGAAAGCGCAUGCGCGUACUACGAUAAUUGCGCAAAUGAAAAUUUUGAAAAUAUUGAAUUUCUUAAUUUUUAUACUAGUUUAUGCGUAGUCGCGCUAGUGUAUUGAAACAAAGAAAUAUGAACAUGAAGCAGUUGCAGCAAAUAUAUACAUGCAUAAUAAUCACAAUUAAAGGAUUAUAUAAAAUCGUGUACAAAUUGUACACUACUAAUUAAAUAAAAAAAAAUAAUCAUAUGAAAUAUAUUCUAAA
Molecule: messenger RNA, 2211 nt
Organism: Zeugodacus cucurbitae (melon fly)
Lineage: Eukaryota; Metazoa; Arthropoda; Insecta; Diptera; Tephritidae
Product: thioredoxin-related transmembrane protein 1
Exons: 4
Coding region: 241-1344 (367 amino acids)
Source: RefSeq, a predicted model, not a curated record